CAAUCGAUUUCUUCCCAUCGCCAAUUUCAAAUCCUUCACAACAAAUACUCUCAAUUGGUUACCCCUCUAAUCUCUCGAUCAAGCUACGACAAUGUCAGGCCGUGGAAAAGGAGGCAAAGGAUUGGGAAAAGGAGGAGCGAAGCGUCAUAGAAAGGUUUUGAGGGAUAACAUUCAAGGCAUUACCAAGCCAGCAAUUCGCCGAUUGGCUCGUAGAGGCGGUGUGAAGCGAAUCAGUGGUUUGAUCUAUGAAGAAACCAGAGGCGUUUUGAAGAUCUUCCUUGAGAAUGUGAUUCGUGAUGCUGUGACCUACACAGAGCACGCUAGGAGGAAGACGGUGACCGCCAUGGAUGUCGUUUAUGCGCUGAAAAGGCAGGGAAGGACCUUGUACGGUUUCGGUGGUUAGGUUAUAGAACGAUUUCAUGGAUUGAUUUGGAUCUUGGCUUUAGAUCUGUAUUCUCUCUACUUUACAUGUUUAGUUUUAGGGUUUCUAUAACUGUUCUAUUGUUCAGAAUAUGGACGAUUUACUUUGCUCAAGAAUUAUGUUACAAAUUUACAAACUGCUCUCCUUAUUUCCCCCUCAA
Benincasa hispida (wax gourd) is the source of this 581-nucleotide messenger RNA. RefSeq names its product histone H4. Gene Ontology annotation, molecular function: protein heterodimerization activity; structural constituent of chromatin; DNA binding. The record is from RefSeq and is a predicted model, not a curated record. Gene Ontology annotation, cellular component: nucleosome. NCBI's taxonomy places the organism in Eukaryota, Viridiplantae, Streptophyta, Magnoliopsida, Cucurbitales, Cucurbitaceae.